AUGUUCCGCCGCGUAUGGUACCAUGUAUCAGGCUGGGGCGGCGGGCGCAGCGAGCACAGGUCGAGCAACGACGGCCUCGAUGCGCUGUACGGGUGGCACUCGGUGUCGGGGGCGCUGGCGGCGCGACGGCGUGAUCUGAGCCGCGCCAGGCUCUUGGUGCGCGACGGAACGAGUAAUGCAGAACAGGCGGUGAAGGCAGCAGCGUCGGCGGGUGUGCCUGUCGAGUCGGUCGGCGCAGGCGCGCUGGAGCGGGCGGCUGGCCCGGACGCGGUCCAUCAAGGCGUGGUGCUCCUCGCCGGGCAACUGCCGCUAAUCGAUGUCUCGCCCGAGGCCCGUGGCGAGCUUGUCCACUUGGCCUCUGCACUGCAAGCGCAUGCCAGCGGGCCCGUGGCCGCACUCGCACUUGAUCGGGUUGUCGACCCGCACAAUGUCGGCUCGCUCGUCCGCACUGCGGCCUUUCUCGGCGUCUCGGUCCUCCUGCUUCCAGACAAGGAGACUGCACCGCUCUCACCGGUGGUAUCGCACGUCUCAACCGGGGCACUCGAGUCGAUGGCAGUCUUCCGUCUCUCGGCCUUUGUGCGGACGCUGACGGUGCUACAGUCCGAUCACAGCGCCGAGCUGGUUGUCUCGACGCUGGCGGACGACUCGGUCGACGUCGCCACUCAUCACGCCGCCCCAGGCUCGAUUCUGGUCCUUGGCUCUGAAGCCAAAGGCGUGCGGGCGCCGCUUGCCUCUGCCGCCGCCGCUCGCGUCCGCAUCGUGCCACAGCCGGGCGCCCACGGCACCCAUGUCCAGUCGCUCAAUGUCGGCGUUGCCGGCGGUAUCCUCCUUCACACUCUCCAAAGUCUGUAG
Messenger RNA from Thecamonas trahens ATCC 50062, 852 nucleotides. Its product is annotated as RNA methyltransferase. The coding region runs from base 1 to 852 and encodes 283 amino acids. Gene Ontology annotation, molecular function: RNA methyltransferase activity; RNA binding. The transcript has 2 exons. Gene Ontology annotation, biological process: rRNA methylation. The record is from RefSeq and is a predicted model, not a curated record. NCBI's taxonomy places the organism in Eukaryota, Apusomonadida, Apusomonadidae.